AUGGAUAAAAACGAAGAUUUUACCGCGCUACCAAAACCGAAGUCUGAUUUAAACCCUGAUAGAAAGAAUUUUAUUAACACCAAAGCUGCAACCUCGUCAAAUAUGAAUAGUAACGAUUCUCCUGUGGACCCAAGCCCUCCAUUUCGGAAUGAAGGCAAAAAAAGAAAAAAUAUAUUUAUUCCAAACUCCUUUGAUAGUAACAUUAUUUCGGUGAUGAAUGACCGUUCAACUAGCAACCUUGAGGAACCUACUGUUCAGAAUAAGGGAAAAAGUAAAAUCAUUACCAAAGAGCAAGACCAUAACGCUCAUGUUUCAAAUAAACGCGUCACCAACAAGGAAUCUAUUAAAGAACGUUACCUUAUUAAAACGGAAACUGUUCCGAUUCAAACUGAGUCAAAAUUUAAAAAUGAACUAGAAGGAGAACAACGAUGUGCUAAAAAAGUGAAAUUAGCAAAUGGUUUUGGAGAGGAAGAACAACUUACUAAUACAACAAUUGUUUCGAUUCAGCCUAAGUCAAAAGGACUUAGGAUGCGUGAACAUGAUCAGCCUCGACAAGUUGUUAAAAAGGCGAAAAUAGCAAAUGAUCCUGGAGGUUCAGGAAACCAUCACG
Funneliformis caledonium is the source of this 610-nucleotide messenger RNA. Lineage: Eukaryota; Fungi; Glomeromycota; Glomeromycetes; Glomerales; Glomeraceae. The record is from the annotation of a GenBank genome assembly.